AUAAAAAAUAAAAAAAAAAAAAAACUUGCUCUACAACUUUUGCGGCCGCGCAAACUGUGGAGAAGGGGCCAAAGCAAAACCAUCGUCGCGCGAUCUGCAGUCGCGGCCCAGAUACUGGGCGUGCGAGUACUUGUAUGUUGUUUCAAUGCAUCCGUUUAGAUACUUAGUUGGAUUUCUAAUAUUUCAUUUUGCACCUUCUUUAUGGAUUAAGUGACGAACAGAAAAACAGACACUGAAGAUGGUUCAUCUGUCUGCCCCUUUGUUCUUGGUAAGGGAGCGGGACGAUUACCAGCUGAUUCUGGCAAAACAGCGAGCAUCUGUUCUGUGGCUUCUGUCUAAAGCUUAUAUGCCCAAAAUUCCAUCAGAGCUGUAUGAGCCUUGUUACCGAGAUCAUGAGGGAAAUGAUAGACUUAAACCUCAGAUAGUACAUGCUUUGGCUAAUGCUGAGCUGUAUUGCUUGGCAUUAGCCAACAUUUAUGCUGAUCCUAAUUACCAUAACCUUAAUCAUCAUGGCAUAAUACAAGUGCUCACUAGAAAAGGCAUUGAGAUCAAUGAACCUAUGGAUGCAAAUCUGACGGAAACAGUUUUAGUUCAGACAGCACCAAUCAGAAUGAAUGCUCACAUGGCUGUGAUUGAAGGUAUAAUGGCUCUCUUCAUCAAAGAAGUGCUCAUUCCAGAAAAAGUUGUCGAAGUAGUCAGCCGUUUCUCAGUUGUGAAUCCAGAAAGUGAACUUCCAUAUGACUGUGAAGAAGCUGCCCUACUUUGGAUCAACAAGUGCUGCAUCAAAAUGAGGCAUAAGAUUGAAGAAGAGCUCGGCACUAGCCAUUGUUCUGAUAGUCCUGACUCUAGUCAUCCUCAAAGAGGUAAUUCUCCAUUUAUUGCUUUGGCUCAAGAUUUAGGAGACCUUAGUGAUGGUUGCUGUUUGUCUGCCUUACUCAGCCUGUACUGUCCUAGGUAUUUUAAAUGGCAAGAUAUCCUUUUGCACGAUCCAAUAAGUUUAGCAGAUUCUGUUCAUAAUUUACAGUUAGUGCAGAAAUUUUGCCAGGAACACUUACCACAGGACAUCUAUUGCCUUUCUCUGGAAGAUAUAGUUUACAUGCAUCCAUCUAUUGUUCCCAAUGUUCUUGCUUUUAUAGCAGACCUCAUGUACAUAUUUGAAAUCCGGCCUCCAAAGCACAUCUGCAGACCCGGUGCUAGAAUAGAGAGGGAAGAUGAAACAAAAAUGGUUGAUGUUAGUAAUUUAAAUGGCCAAAGACAGUCACCCCUCCAAAACUGCAGAAUCCGAAAUUUCCAAAAAUCUGUGAGUCCUAUUCCAGAUUUAAGAUCAGGGAAUUAUGAAAUUAGCAGGAGUGGGAGUUGGCAAAGGCCACAAAAGUCUCUGUCAGCUAGAAAAAUUAAUAUGCAGGAUGAUAGAAAACUUGAAAGUUCUAGGUCAUUAAGGCGAACUCAUUCUGUGAAUUUUUCAGAAGUCAAUAGGCGUGGUGAGCUUUCUGUAGCACCGUCAGAUCAAAGGUAUCAUCCAGAAGAGGAUGAAGAGCUUGCUAGUUAUUUUUCUUCUAAACAUCCUCAUUCCCAGUCUCAAUACAAUUUGCUUGACCAAGAAGACAAUCGCCGUUUGACGAGGCACACGAAUGAUCACAGUCAGAGGCUACAACAGCAAGCUCAGGGUCACUAUCAAGUCUUUCAUACUGAAAAACCUUACCAGGAUGCCUCUUCCCCAGGGCAUCUGGAGUCUUUAAGUGAAACUAAUGAAUUUACAGGAGGAAAAUGGGCCGAACCUCGAGAGCAACCUGCAAAAUCUGGUUUACAAAGAUCUCCAUCUUCAUAUGAAAUUCACCAACUCUCUCCUAGCAAACAAAUUGUUAAAGGAAGGGGAUACUCCUGCCAACGUAGUCAAUCUGAUUUACAUUUGUCCCAAGAAAAAAGGCCAACAAAUAAACAGAAUGCUGAAAGUGAAAAUAACCUGUACCAAGUUCAGUCUGUCUCUCAUGAACACUAUUCUCCAAGGACAUUCACUAGAGAACCAAGAAGAAAUCGAAACUCUUUUCAUGAAUCAUCACAUUCUGAAAAUUUAGGCUCUAACGGACCUACAUCAAGGCGAUAUAGCACAGAUUGUGGAAAAUGGGUUUCGGGUGAUAUUGAAAAUCAAAGCAAGCAUCUUUCAGGAAGCCUUACAUGGAGGAAACCAAAGGAUUUAUUUUCACAAUCUGAAUGGAACAAAGAAAAUGUUGAUUUAGAAAACAGUGGGAAUUUUCAGAGCUCUGAAGACCAAAGAGCUACUGAGGAUCAAGGUGGUGUAAUUAGUUUUGCUAAUUUAUCAAAGCAAAAAAAUAAUUCUGGUACUGCUAUAAACAUAGUUUAUACACAUCAAGAUAAAGAAAAUGAACAAGGAACCUAUAAAAAGGCCACUCGACCUGGUUAUUUGCAUAUCAAUAAAUCUCAUCCAAUGACAGAUAAUACAAGUCCAACUUCAAGUUAUGGUACCUCUUCGGACUGGGCAAAAAGUGAUGCAAAGUGUCAACCUACAUCUGAUUCCUCAGUUGCCGCCCAGAUGCUUGAUAUUCGUUUGAAACUGGAAGAAAAGCGAAAAAGAAUUGAGCAAGAAAAAGCAUUGCUGGAAAGUUUGUCAAAAAAACAGAGGGAAAAGAUGGGUAAAGCUGCAUUUUUGCAGGCAGUCAAAGGAGGAGGCUCAAAUACUCCAAACAGAGAUGACAGGUAUGAUACAAACUACAGUAGGACUCGUCAAUUUUCUGUUGAAGAUAUUUCAGAUGACUUGGAUACAGUCAGAAGGAAAUGGUUGGAAAGAAAAAAUGCUGAAUUUGAUUUAGAAAAUGAUAUGCAGUCUGAAGAUAUCCAACAGUCAAUUGAACAGUUGAACUGUAGUUUGUCAGAUUUACAGUCUGAUAUAUCUCGUUUAACAGAACAGCAAGAAAUGAUACAAAAACUCCUAAAAAGUAAUACACCUCCUCAAAAUGACCUACAAGCAUAUUUUCUACAUGAUCAAAAUGUACCUAAACAAAAUAAAACACCAAGUAAAUGGGCUGAGCCUGUGAAUACUUUUCAGAACAGUAAUGUAUAUCCUCAGAAUAUGAUGGCACCUGAGAUUCAUCCCCAUGUAGGAAGUCGGGGCCAUUGGGGGCAACCGGUCAUUCCAUUUGGGGGAUAUCAGCAACAGCAACCCCAACAGCAAAACAUUCCAAUGUGGCAACAAACAUCACAAUCUCUGAGGCCUUCUUCUUCAGAACCUCAGGUGAUGUAUGGACAGCUUAUGAAUAUGCAGUCUCAUAUGUAUGAAAGACCGCCUUCUACUGUUCCUUUCAACCAAGGAUUCUCUCUGCAUCCUCAGCAACUCCCUCAAAACUAUAAUAAUUAUUAUCCACCAAAUCCUUAUUAUUCAAAUGAAACACAACCCAGCAAUCCCCAAAACCAAAGUCAGUAUCCCUAUGGAGCAUACCAACAAACAAAUUACCCAGUCAUGCAAAACACCUUCACUCGUAAUGUGUCCCAAGGGCCCAUUCGUUCAGAUAGCCGAAGUUUCCACUUGCAUCAGAAUCCUUCUGAAACAUAUCCAGCUGAUGAAAGUGACAAUUAUACCCACCCAAGUAACGGCAAUUCUGCUGAAAUUCAGUAUGAUGCACUUCGCUCAGAAACAAGGACUUCACCUCAUGAUAGUUCAGCUUUGAAUGUUACAACAGAUGAAUUUGGUAGACCAUCAAGGAGUUCCGAAUUACAACAUUCUCCUCCAAAUAGGCCUGUUUUAGGUAAAACAUUUCGUGUUGCUAAAUCUAAAGUUACAUCUCCUUCUUCACCUAAUUAUAAACAACAAACUUCAUUUAAUCAAAACACUGAAGAACCUCAGGUUCAAAAUGAUCAAUCAGAAGGACAAAAUUCUAAUAGUGAGCAGCAACAAUUAAAUGAUAAAGGUUUUUAUAUAUCAUUUGAAGAAGAACCCCGUAAACCAAAACCUAAGUUAAAACCUAAGCAUUUGAAAGCUCGUAAUCAGCAAAAGAAAAUAGACUCUGAAUAUCGAAAGUCAGACAAUUCAGAUAACCAAAAUAUAGAAAAUACUGGCACGUCUAGGCAGCAGUGGAAUAAAAAAAGUGAUAACGAUCAAGCUUUAGAAGCUGAAAACUCCACAAAUGAAGAAUCAGUAUCUGAAUCAGCUGAGAAAACAUCAGAAGGAUCAGCUUCUCAACCUCAUCCUGGAGUUGGUUUUGUAGUAUGUGCAACCUCUACUGAAGGUGAUCCUGACAAAGAAUUAGAAAUGACAAGGAGAAAAGAAAUGAUCAUGAUGAUGUCCUUACGUAGAAGAGCUGAGCAAGAAAAAAAGAAAAAUGAAAAGCAACAAGAGUAUCUUCGAAAGAAAGAAGAAGAAAGGAUAAAAAGAGAGCAACAGGAAAAGAAGAAAGAAGAAGAAAAGCUUCGCCGUCAGCUCAUCCUGGAGCAGUAUCGACAGAGAAAGGCUCAGGAAGAGGAAGAUGGAACAUCUGGUGGCUCUUCUAGAGGCAGGGAAGAAACAACUGCUGCAAGUAGAGGUGCAACUAUGACAAGGUCUAAGUCAAGGUCAGCUUCAGUCACAAGACCAAGGCAGAGAAGUGGCCAUUCAUCGAAUAGCCGCAAUCAGAAUGUGUCUUCUCCAUCUUCUCUAGAUUCUCCAGUGGGGAGGGGUUCACAGUAUAACCUUGCAGGUGGAUAUCCAGAUGAAGUAUCCUCCGAGCAUGGGUAUGCACCUUCUCCGUGUCGGACGCGUAAUUAUCCACAUUCUUCCCCUAUAUCGCCAACCUCGUACCCAUCUUCUCCUGGGCCUUUAUUGCA
This is a messenger RNA of Stegodyphus dumicola, 4815 nucleotides long. RefSeq names its product patronin-like. Gene Ontology annotation, biological process: negative regulation of microtubule depolymerization; cytoplasmic microtubule organization; neuron projection development. Gene Ontology annotation, cellular component: microtubule minus-end. Lineage: Eukaryota; Metazoa; Arthropoda; Arachnida; Araneae; Eresidae. The record is from RefSeq and is a predicted model, not a curated record. Gene Ontology annotation, molecular function: calmodulin binding; microtubule minus-end binding; spectrin binding.